Messenger RNA from Eimeria necatrix, 885 nucleotides. RefSeq names its product RNA polymerase, putative. The transcript has a single exon. Gene Ontology annotation, molecular function: nucleic acid binding; zinc ion binding. Bases 1 to 885 code for a protein of 294 amino acids. NCBI's taxonomy places the organism in Eukaryota, Apicomplexa, Conoidasida, Eucoccidiorida, Eimeriidae. The record is from RefSeq and is a predicted model, not a curated record. Gene Ontology annotation, biological process: DNA-templated transcription.
AUGGAGGCGCCGAGUGCCAAGGCAAUCAGUCUGGCGCGCUCAGCGGAGGCGCUGUGCGUACCCCUUGGCGAUGCAGAUGCCUGCAACACAAUUCUAAAACAAGACCUGCAGCAGCUAGAUGACUGCGUGGAGUUCCUUGUUUUGGGCCACAAGGUCAAAGGAGACGCCGCCUACUUGCCAGGUGCCCCCCGUUUCAAGUAUGAAUCCCCGGGGAAGCUUGCAAGGAUAGGAGGAAGCGAAAACCCCGACAGUGAGCUGGAAGGCGGACGCAGCGUCACCAGCAGCUGCUCUAUCACGUCGAAACAGGGCGUUUGCUUCGAUUGGUUGGUUGCGUUGGGGUGCCUGAAUUGUGGCGCCCCAGUUGAACUUCGCAGAGACCUUGUCGCUGCAGCGGACGAGGCUUGUGCUGCUGCUGCUGCUGCAGCAAAAGAAUGCAGCGCCAAGGCGCUGGCAACAGCUGCAGAGAAAGCCGUACUGCGCUGCCGCUGCUGCGGGCACGACAUUGCGCCGCUGCAUUCAUCAGAUGAAAGCGAGUCCCUUGUUGAACGCAUGGAAUCCGGAGCCAACGCGAAGCCAGGAAGUGCUUCUGGGGCCAUUUAUAUGUACGGCAGCCGCAGGUGCUACAACUUUGGGUCCGUCAGCAAGCAGUCGUGGCAGCAGCGGUUCCUAGGGGCUGAGUUUGAGCAGCAGCUGCUGCAGCACCACCUGAAGAUUAUGUUGUCAGCAGGAGACGGAGGCAACAAAACCACAUGCAGGGAAAUAUGUGAACGGUGCGGACAUGAUGAGGCUUUCUUUUCAACUUUCCAGGCCCGCAGUGCAGACGAGGGUAUGACAGUCAUGUACGAAUGCACUAAGUGCCACCACAGGCGGGUCUUCAACAACUAG